Messenger RNA from Fomitiporia mediterranea MF3/22, 2848 nucleotides. RefSeq lists its product as uncharacterized. NCBI's taxonomy places the organism in Eukaryota, Fungi, Basidiomycota, Agaricomycetes, Hymenochaetales, Hymenochaetaceae. Bases 732 to 2708 code for a protein of 658 amino acids. The transcript has 3 exons. The record is from RefSeq and is a predicted model, not a curated record.
UCUGCCAUGUGCCAUCUCGUACUCGAGGGUCUGUUCUGUGCCUGGACAAGUCGCGUCGCGUCAUUUAGUCUCCGCGCUCACGGACUUCUAAUUCUGCUUUCAUUCCAAGUGCCUUGAUGAACUGUCUUUUUCUUUUCGAUACUAAAUGACUAUAAUGUUAACUUGCUUGUCAUGACGCGACCAAUUUUAGUCCAGGCUGAUCCACCACCAAGACAUUAGACAAAUUCUUUGGGCUGACACGGGGUAUAAACUAUGGACGCUACUCGCUAUUCAUGCGCUCUUGCAACUCCCACUAGGUCCUGGUGAUCCACAUACUGUUUGUUAUUCAUUCGCUUUGCUGCACACAACCUCGGCUGCGCCGUCUAUUCCAACGUUCUCUACGCUAUCUUUACUACACAUACAAUUCUUUACCUCCAAACGCUCACGAUUUAUUUUAUUUCUACGCGAUGGUUUAUCUGACUCCCCGUUUCCUUUGCCUAGCGGCGCUGGUCGCCGCUUUAGUCAUACCCUCCGGUAUGCCCCAGGUCGAUGCGCGUGCUGUCGAUGUCGCCCCCCGUCAUCAUGCUCCCAAAUCCUCGGACAACCAUGCUGACACUGUCAGAGCAAAGGGCAAAGGCAAAUCAACUGCUAAACCUCUUAUACCCCUCCCUCUUGUUACGGCUAAGUCAACAGAUGGCAAGAGGUCCAAGAAACAUCGGAAAGGCGGCAAGAAAAAGAACAAUAAGAGGAGCAUGUAUCAGGAGGAAGACAUCCAGGUUCCGUUAGGUCUAAAGAAGCGCACUGUAUCACGCAUUCACCAGGCCGCGAAGGCGGAAGACGCUUCGGGCGAUACCUGGGACGCACUUGAUCCGCUUCUCCAGAUCGGCAGCAUGAAGAUCGGCGACGGACGAGAUGGCUCAUACUCCAGCACACAUGAUUUGCUUGGUGAUGGUGGAAUCCUAAAGAGGUCUCCACACCACCAUGACCACGACGAACAUUAUGACCAUGAUGAAAUAAUUGUGAACGGCGAUAACGACAAAGUUCAUUAUCAUGACCGGAGAGCACCGCACCACCACCACGAUCACCACGAUCACCAUGACCAUGAAAAGACAGUCGUAAAUGGGAACAAUGAUGAUGUUCAUGUUCACGGUCGCAGGGAGCCUCACCGUCACCACCACUAUGGUCAUCAUGAUCACGAAAAGACAGUUGUGAAUGGUGAUAACGACGACGUACAUGUUCACGGACGCAGAGAGCCUCGUCGUCACCACCACCAUGGUCAUCACGAUCACGAAAAGACAGUCGUGAAUGGGAAUAACGAUGACGUGCAUGUUCACGAACGUAGAGAGCCCCAUCACCCUCAUCACCACCACGGCCACAACGAUGGACCUAAGGCAGUCAUCAACGGAAACAGCGACACUGUCAAUGUGCAUGUACGAGAUACCAACUCCGCCUCCGGUGUUCAAUCAGACUCCUCAGGCGACGGGCAUCAUGUCAAUUGUCCGGACAAUGCUUCGGCUUCUCAAUGGAAGAGGUCUGACCCAAUCAGCCAGACUCCCGGUGUUCCUGGAACGGUGGAUAUCAUGGUCGUCGGCGGGCCUGUUGAGAAGAAACUCGCAUCUCUUGUCCUCUCAUCGGUUCCACAAAACAAUACUGCGAACAACGGCACUUUUGGAUUGAACAGCACCAAGGAAGCCCUGACUGAAGACAGCCCGUUUGUCCUCGAUGCAUCAAACACGACUCAGACGCAGUUUUUGCUUGUCUCCAAAGAGAUGCCAAGUGCCUCCUCUCUCGAAGCACUGAAGGCAGUUGCUCUUAAGUCGACAGAUGAGGACUCCAAGCUGGCUGAUAUCAAAGUGACAUUGCAGGUGCCUGUGUUUGAACCGACAAAGGCGGCGAUGAGUCAGUACUGUGCAACGUACGACCCAAACCCACCUGUCCCGGCGCCGCUCACUAUGGAGGAAUGUGGCAAGGAGACGGAGCGUAGGUCGCAAACGUUCGCGUAUAACCCGCGUAGCGGCACCAUUCGGCCUAUGUGGUUCAGUGAUGCCAACCCUGCUAGUGCCAACGCGACACAGCCGAUAGCAAACUCGACCUCAGACUCGACGGUCGGCGUAAAGCAGAUGAACUUCAAGAUUCCGUCGUCAAAUAAGGAUGUGCCAGUAUCGCCCCCAGUAGCUGCACCACUUUCCCCUGCAAAUAUCACGGGGGCGGCUCCUGCUGUACCGGUCAAUGCAUCAGCAGCGUCGACGUCGGGCGUGCCUAGCGCGCAGAACGUUACACUCGUGUUCACGCCCAUCACUCCUGCAAUUCACGUAGUCAACGAAGCGUCGGAUGCUGCUUCCUUCCAACCCGCCGACGGCAGCGGUCCUGCAAGCUCGAUCACAGACAAUGCUUCCAGCACAUCGACGUCGUCCGCUUCAGGUACUGCGACGAGCACGGACAGCAGCAAGACGGCGACAGCCACGGAUGGCGGCGCACCGGAUGUGUCUGCCGUAUCUGCCGGAAAGGCUGAUGCGCGGCCCACGACAACGACUUCUGGAGGUGCGCCUUCGAACGCCACAGAUGUGAUGAUGAGUGCGACGUCGUCAGGCUCCGGUUCUGCUUCAGAGUCAACUGGAAUCACGUCAAGUGUGUCUGACUCUUCGGCUAUGCCGAAGUCGACUUCAACAGUCGAACAAGCUGCUAUUGAGAGAAUGUACCAGCAGAGACCACACAUGCAUGUCCUCUAAUUUGAUUUUUCUCUUCCAUUUGAUUUUUCGUCGUCGAUAGCGGAUUGUCUUUGUCUUGAUUGAUUUGCUUUGCUUUGCUUUGUCUCAGGAUUACUUAGGCACGAGAUAGCUGGCUAUGGACGUGGCAAACUCUUACUUUU